Labrus mixtus (cuckoo wrasse) is the source of this 1976-nucleotide messenger RNA. RefSeq lists its product as uncharacterized. Gene Ontology annotation, biological process: DNA integration. Gene Ontology annotation, molecular function: nucleic acid binding. The record is from RefSeq and is a predicted model, not a curated record. Bases 163 to 1434 code for a protein of 423 amino acids. The transcript has 8 exons. NCBI's taxonomy places the organism in Eukaryota, Metazoa, Chordata, Actinopteri, Labriformes, Labridae.
AAAAAGGCGACGAAGAAGAAGUUAACUCUUUGUGCCUUUGUUAUUAUUUAGUUUUGGGGGUUUUUCCGUUCAAUGUGCGGAAUAUCAGCGAGCAUAAGUAUGUUUACCUUAGUGUUAGGCCGCUGUUAGCUUAGCUUGUAGCGUGUAGGGGGGUUGGUGAGCAUGGAGUCGCUGCAGGUAGCUGAGGAGGAGGUGGUUGAUUCCGGCUCCAAUAAACUCUUUGACAUUUACACUUUUGUGACUAAAGGCUCCUUUCCUCAGACGAUGAAUCCUUUACGGAAGAAGAAUCUCAAGCGAUACGCUCGGAAGUUUAUCACUGAUGAGAGCAAGCUGUACUAUGUGGGAUCAAAGAAUGAAAUCAAGAGGGAGGUCGUGAUAGAGGCUGAGAGGAAGAGGCAGAUCUUUCUCGACUGCCACUUUAAUGAAAUGGGACAUCACCUGGGCCAGAAGAAGACCGUCCAUAGGAUUCAGAGCAAAUACUACUGGCUGGGCAUCAUCAGGGAUGUAGUGGACUGGAUAAAAGUGUGUGAAACGUGUCAACACACAGAGAGAAAUAAAAUCCUAGCAAGGACUGUCCGGCCUAUCAAAGUGGAUGCACCGUGGGAGAUUCUUGGGAUUGAUUUCAUAGGGCCUUUUCCAGUAACCCAACGAGGAAACGCCAGCGCUAUAGUCGUCAUCGAUUACUUUACUAAAUGGCCAGAAGCUUUUCCAGUACAAAAGAUGGAUGUGCUCUCUGUUGCAAGGUGUAUUUCUACAUGCAUAUACAGGUUUGGAGCCCCUAAAACGAUAGUCUGCAUGCAGAAUGCACAUUUCUGUGAUGAGGUCACAAAGCUGCUGUUUGACAAGUGGAGCAUUAUGCAGAAGGUUUCACCUCUGGAACAACCUCAGCUGAACCCCCUCCACGACUGCACCAGUCCUUUGUUAAAGGAAGCCAUUGUGCAGAUGGUUUCAGAGAAACAGACCCAAUGGGACGAUUUCCUCGACCAUGUGCAGUUUGUGUUUAGGAUGUCUUCUAAUCCUACGACCAAGUUCAGCCCUUACUCCCUCAUGUUCAACAGGACCGUUAACUUAACUCAUGAGACCAGAUCAAGCCUGCUGAAUUAUGAGGACCACCAGAAGGAAAAGUCCUCCCCGAAGGACAAGAUCUCAACGCAGGAGCCGAAGAAUUCUGUGAAGCAACUGGUUAUAGCCAAUAUGAAUGCAUCUUACAAACAAGACAAGAAGAGGAACACCAAACGCAGGACACGUACCCCUUCCAUGAACUUUAAAAUCCAAGAUCCUCUCUUUUGUGCAGGAGAUUCACCCUCUCCCAAAAAAUCAAAAGAUAGUUUGUAUUUGUCUUUUCCUGUUGAGACAGUGCUGGCCACUGAGCAGAGCUCCGAACACAUGAAGAAUGAGUUAGUGUUUCACUUAAGAGAGUCUGAAGCCCACUGAGCAGGACGAUGUGGAACGACUGAAGAACCCACAGAGGAGCAUGAUCUGCCUGAUGGCAAUGGCUGGAGAUGGGAACCUGCUUGUUAUUGAAGUUAUAGUUGGAAUAAAUAUUACAAGCAUCAGUUCAACCAUCUGUCAGAAGAAAAGGCAGUCGACAGUGACCCAUAUGAACUGCUGUGUUUUCCUCCUGUUUCUGCAGUGACCCUGGUGGUUAACACCACUUCUUAAGAAAACUGAUGCAAAUUAUUUAAAUGUGUUCAUUAACUUAAAAAAAAAUUUCACGUUUGAAAAGGUGUUAAUAUGCCACCAUUUGCAAUGUCUCAGUGCUAGACCAUCAGACAAAGUGAGGUGGAUUUGUAAGUUAAUGUGUCAGUUUGCUUGCUCCAUUACAUUCCCAAUUUCUAUACCAACAAAUGCAUUUCCCUCUUAAUCCUACAGAAACCUUUUCACCCAAUCAUCUUUAAUCAUUGUUUUGCUUUUCAUAGAGAAACAAACUAAAAUGUACAAUUAUGAGUUUAUUGCAAACUAUUUUAUAACAGUGA